GCGGGGAAAGCGGCUGCGGGGCGGCCCGGGCUCCCGCGCAGCGAGCGAGGGAGAACGGGAUGGGCAGCGCUGCCUUCUCCCACCGAACCCCCGCCAGACGGAGCCCAGGGGCGGGCGGGGUGCGGAGCAGCUCCCGCGGCCGGGACCGGCGCCGGCGGAGCCGCGGUCGCCAUGGGGACGCGUCGUGCCCGGCCGGGCCGCGCUUCCUGCCGGUGCGGCGCCACUAGUGCCCGGCUGGAAACAGCCGGGGCGGCGCGGGAGCCACGCGCGCUGCGGCCCCGGCCGAGCUAAAGGGCCUAAAGGCGUAAAGCGCCACGGGGCACAGUAGGGUGUUUCCCGCCGGACGAGUUAUGCGUGGCACUGCCGCCGAUGGUGCGGGGCAGUGCUGAGGACGUGAUUUCAAAGCCAGUCAGGCUAUGGCCUUUGAAAGGAUAAACCAGAAGGACUGGUACAAGGUCCUGGGGGCCAAACCAUCGGACAGCCCAGCAGAACUGAAACGGAAAUACCAAAAACUCGCUUUGUUGUAUCAUCCCGACAAACAGGAGGCAGAUGUGCCAGCAGGAGAAGUGGAGGAGCGCGUGCAGCGGUUCAUCGAAAUUGAUCAAGCGUGGAGAAUUCUAGGGAACGAGGAGACAAAAAAAGAGUAUGACCUGCAGCAGCGUGAAGAUAACCUGACAAAAGAAUGGCCACUUCAUGCACAGAUUUAUCUUGAGGAUAUGUCCUGGAAUGAAGAUGAACAACUCUACACUCUCUCCUGUCGAUGUGGUGGGAAUUACAGUGUCUUCAAGAGUGAAACCAAAGAUGUAUCUUUGGUUUGUUGUGACACAUGUUCACUUGUUAUCGAGAUCUUGCAAUGACUGUUUCAAUGAAGCACAUUAAGUGUUACAAACUUUUCAAAAGAGUGGACAAACAAGUGAUAGCACCUACUAAUGAAAUACAUGUUAAAGGGGGCACUACAAGAACAAGUUCAUUCAGGCUUAAAAAUGAAAAGUGCCCCUUUGCUCACACAGCUCUGCAGACAUGAGGCUUGGAUUUUCCUUCUGCAGCUGAAGAGCUCAUUAUUAAACACCUCCAACCCAGAACACCGAGUUCUGUACAACUGGAAUGUAUCUCCUGAUCUAAACAAUGUUUCUUUCCCAGCAAACAACAGAGUAGGCUUCUUUCAAUUUCAGUCUGAAGCAGCUCUACCUUGGGCCUUUCCUCUUAGGUUAAACCCUUUUAACAGCUCAGAUGACAAAAUUCAAUCAGGAGGCAGAGAUGUGAGAAUGCUUUGAAGAUAAUGAAGAACAAGGUUCAGUAGUGGGAAACAGGAACAUUUUCUGUUUAUAAGAUAAAUAUUUAAGUUCAUUAAAUCCUCUAAGAGACUGGAACCUAGAAGGAGGAGGCAGAGCCUGGCAGCUGGAAGAGGCUGGGUGUCCCAGUGCUGAGGAGUGGGGCUGGUGGCUGUGCCCUGUGACAGUGACUGACAUCACCUGGGCAGCCUGGAGCAGGAGUACAUUGAGCUGAGGCUCUCCAGCAUCGAACAAAUGGAGUCAUCGUUCCUGAGAGGAAAGCUAAUGAGGAAGCUGUGCUCUGACCCUACUGGGCAGUUACAGGGAAACACCCAGCACUUCUGGGAGUGACCAGCAGAUCUGGAACCCCACUGGUGCCAUGUUCAGUUCCAGCCCUGGCACCACCUGCUGAUGUAGGGAGAGCCAGGAUGGCUCUGGCUGUGUGACAAUGCAGUAAGUGCACUGUGCCUUUUCCAUCCUUCUUAACAGUCAGUGCUAACCUUGGCUUGUAACAGAACCCCAAAACUUUCCCAUAAAUCCAAGCACUUAGUGUGGCUCACCAGAGGAAGCAGAGCAAGAGGCACAUCAUUUUUGUUGGUGACAGCAGUGUAUGAUUCCCACUCUGAAGUUAGGUGUAAUCUCAGAAAGAGACAUCUUUGUCAAGUAAUAUUUGUGUUUAUUCUAAGCAAAAAUAGUUCCAUUGAUUUUAGUAGAAAAUACUGUGAAAACUGUCAAUAGUAACUUAAGUCUUUUAAUCAUCAAGAAAUCUAUGGCCAUUGGGGCUUGCACGUAGAAAUCCAAAGUCAUUCAGAGGCCAUAUCUGUAAAAUAAAACACAGUUACAAGAGAUUUUAAUCACAACUCAAAGUUCAGUAUUUUCAUUUGUUACUGUAAUCGUUUCAUAAACAGCGUAAUUUUUUAUCUCUUUGGUUGGCAGGGUAAAGAACUUUGCUCACUGAUGUGCUUUUCUUACUGGGAGUGAUAAAUUCUGUAUAUCACAGGGAAUCAUUCCACAGUGUGAACUUUAGAAUUUAUACAGCGCAUGCUUUGCUAUGGAGAGCCUCACGAAUUCCAUUACCUUUUUCAGCCUUGGAAAUAAAUAUGUUCCUAAAGAGUGUCUUUCAAA
Corvus hawaiiensis (hawaiian crow) is the source of this 2396-nucleotide messenger RNA. RefSeq names its product DnaJ heat shock protein family (Hsp40) member C24 (gene DNAJC24). The record is from RefSeq and is a predicted model, not a curated record. Gene Ontology annotation, biological process: positive regulation of ATP-dependent activity. Lineage: Eukaryota; Metazoa; Chordata; Aves; Passeriformes; Corvidae. Bases 417 to 857 code for a protein of 146 amino acids. The transcript has 5 exons. Gene Ontology annotation, molecular function: ATPase activator activity; ferrous iron binding.